Neoarius graeffei (lesser salmon catfish) is the source of this 1021-nucleotide messenger RNA. It is a transcript of the gene rpf2, whose product is annotated as ribosome production factor 2 homolog. NCBI's taxonomy places the organism in Eukaryota, Metazoa, Chordata, Actinopteri, Siluriformes, Ariidae. The coding region runs from base 81 to 1007 and encodes 308 amino acids. Gene Ontology annotation, cellular component: nucleolus. Gene Ontology annotation, molecular function: rRNA binding. The record is from RefSeq and is a predicted model, not a curated record. Gene Ontology annotation, biological process: ribosomal large subunit assembly; maturation of LSU-rRNA from tricistronic rRNA transcript (SSU-rRNA, 5.8S rRNA, LSU-rRNA). The transcript is spliced from 10 exons.
GCCGCCAUGUUGGAUGUGACGUUUAGCGGUGUUUCCGGUUGGCGAGCGCGUCCACGUGUGUUGAGCUGCAGGAGAGAGAGAUGGAGCAGUCAGGCGGUGUGCUGAAGCCGAAGACCAGGCGCUCUAAGCGCUUCCUGCAGAACAGAGAACCCAAACUGACGGAGAACUCGAAGAACACCAUGAUCAUGAAGGGAGGGAACACGAGCGAGACGGUCACACACGCUCUCAAGGACUUGUACCUGUUAAAGAAACCAAAUGCUGUUCUGUACAAGAAGAAGAACAUCAUGAGGCCAUUUGAAGACUCCACGUCAUUGGAAUUCUUCUCUAAGAAGUCCGACUGCUCGCUGUUCCUGUUCGGUUCCCACAACAAGAAACGACCCAAUAACCUGAUAUUCGGUCGCAUGUUUGAUUUUCAUGUCUUGGACAUGUUCGAGCUCGGCAUUGAGAAGUUCACAUCGCUCAAAGACGUCAAGAGUGGUAAGUGUGCAGAGGGGACGAAGCCCAUGUUGGUGUUUGCAGGUGAACUGUUCGAGACAGAUAGAGAAUACGUGCGCCUCAAGAAUGUCCUAACAGAUUUUUUCCGAGGUCCGUGUGUGCCCGCUGUGCGUCUCGCUGGUCUCGAUCACGUUCUCCACUUCACUGCUCUGGACGGUAAAAUCUACCUGCGCAGCUACAGGGUGCUGCUGAAGAAGUCAGGCUGUCGGACGCCGAGGAUCGAGUUGGAGGAAAUGGGUCCGUCGUUAGACCUGGUUGUAAGGAGAACUCACCUGGCCUCGGAUGACCUGUACAGGACGGCGCUGAGACAGCCCAAAGGAGUCAGGCCCAAGAAGAAGAAGAACAUCUCCCAUGAUGCCUUUGGCACUAAAUUUGGCCGCCUGCACAUGCAGAAACAGGACCUCAGCAAACUGCACACGCGCAAGAUGAAGGGACUGAGGAAGAGGAAGGAAGCCGUUUCCAAGGAAACCGGAGAGACAAGAUCGCCUAAGAGAUCCAAAACUCAGGAAUAAAGGCAUUUUCUGAA